GGAAGAGGAAGAAGAAGAAGAGGAAGAGGAGGAGGAUGAUGGCGGAGUCUGGACUCACAGCCGAAAAGCAGAGCUCAGAGUGACACACACACACACACACACACACCGCGGGGCCAUGGCGUCCGACGACACGCUGCGCUCGCUCAUGUUCACGCUCAGUUACGUGCUGAUGAAGCGGCGGCGUGACGUCACCAGCGCGGACGCGACGCGGAGACGCGAGGUACAGAGACGCGUCGCGCACCGGCAGUACUUCCACCAGAGACACAAGAGGAUGAUCAUGAUGAUGAUCGCUCAGACGUCUCGGCCAAUCACAGAGCUGCCGGCCCGGCCCACACGCGUCUGGAGCAACAUCGAGAGCACCGAUUGGUGGGAGCGAGUGGUGAUGAGGGAGUUCCAGCCGUCUGAUUGGCUGGAGAAGUUCCGCAUGACGAAGGAGACGUUCUUCCUGCUGUGCGGGAAGCUGAAGCCGCGUCUGAACCGGCAGGACACUCGUCUGCGGCCGGCGCUGCCGCUGGAGAAGCGUGUGGCGGUGGCGCUGUGGCGGCUGGCGUCUAACGUGGAGUACCGCACCAUCAGCACGCUGUUCGGCGUGGGCCGCUCCACCGUCUGCAAGUGUGUGCGUGACGUGUGCCACGCCAUCGUGCUGCUGCUGCGGCCGCUGUACCUGCGCACGCCCAGCGAGCAGGAGCUGGAGGACGCCGCGCGGCUCUUCGCCACCCGCUGGGGCUUCCCGCACUGCGUGGGCGCGGUGGGCAGCCUGCACGUGCCCAUCAUCGCCCCCUCCAGCAACACCGACAACUACUGGAACAGCCGCGGCUGGCUGUCGGUGGUCACGCAGGGCGCGGUCAACGGUCUGGGCCAGUUCUGGGACGUGUGCGCCGGCUUCCCGGGCAGCACCGAGCACUCCGCCAUCCUGCAGAACUCCACGCUGUGGGCGCGCGGCUGCGACGGGGGCUUCCUGCUGCGCCAGCCGCCGCUGGACUUCAUGGGCCACCCGCUGGGCUUCCUGAUGCUGGGCGACGCCGGGUACCCGCUGAAGAGCUGGCUGCUGAAGGGUUACCCCGAGUCCAGCGCGCUCACCGCGGGCCAGCGGGCCUUCAACCGGCGACUGGAGCGGGCGCGCAGCGUGGUGGACCAGGCCUUCCUGCGGCUGCGGGCGCGCUGGCAGUGCCUGCUGAAGCGUAACGACUGCCGCAUGGACGUGGUGCCCACCAUGAUCCUGGCCUGCUGCGUGCUGCACAACGUGUGCGAGCUGCACGGGGACGCCUUCGCCGAGCGCUGGGAGGAGGCGGUGCGGCACGAGGAGAGCCCGCAGCCCGCAGACGAGGUGUCGCCCGCCGCAGACGACCCGCAGGCAGUGUGUGCAGGUUUAGCUGUACUUGUGAGGGUCCGGAUGUGUCCUGUUCUGCAGGGUGAGGGCGCAGUGGUCCGCUGGUGUUUCUCUGCUUCUCACUGAUUAUGGACGUGUGCUGAUCAGUGUCUGAUGAUGGGCAGCACCCAAACACCAUCAUCAACCUGAGAGAAACACUGUAGACAUCUACAUAACGUCCUCACUGAGAUACUGAAACAAACCUGUGUGUGUGUGCGUGCGUGCGUGCGUGUUUGUGUCCGUGCAUGUUUGUGUGUGUGUGUGUUUGUUU
This is a messenger RNA of Danio rerio (zebrafish), 1640 nucleotides long. The record is from RefSeq and is a predicted model, not a curated record. Lineage: Eukaryota; Metazoa; Chordata; Actinopteri; Cypriniformes; Danionidae.